AAAAAUUAAAACCCAAUAUAAUAACAGUUGUUAAUAGAUGGAUAAUGGUUGAUGUAGUGUUCCAAACUUCUAAAGUAUGCAAGGUAAAGAAUUUUAAAAGUUGUGAUGAAGUAACUAGCAGUGUUUUAAAUUACGUUGAAAAGAAAAUAGCUGAAUUAAAUGAAAAGAUAAGUGCAGAUGAAUUUAUUAAUAAGUGCAAAGAAUUAGAUAGUUAUCUAAUAAAAAAUAAGAGUGAUUGUAACCAAUGCUAUGGACGUAAUUAUCAAAGUGAUGAUAUUGAUGAACUUGUAAAAAUAUAUUUAGAAACGGUUACUAAAUUUGGUGGAUGUCCACAACCCCUUACACCUGAAGGUGAAGAACGUAUUAAAUUAAUAAGUGAAAUAGAAGAAUUCUGUGAAAAAAGAAGGGUCAUAU
This is a messenger RNA of Plasmodium cynomolgi strain B, 414 nucleotides long. RefSeq lists its product as hypothetical. Lineage: Eukaryota; Apicomplexa; Aconoidasida; Haemosporida; Plasmodiidae. The transcript has a single exon. The annotation marks the transcript as partial. The record is from RefSeq and is a predicted model, not a curated record.